Chinchilla lanigera (long-tailed chinchilla) is the source of this 855-nucleotide messenger RNA. RefSeq names its product olfactory receptor 149-like. Bases 1 to 855 code for a protein of 284 amino acids. The transcript has 2 exons. Gene Ontology annotation, molecular function: olfactory receptor activity; G protein-coupled receptor activity. Gene Ontology annotation, biological process: G protein-coupled receptor signaling pathway. The record is from RefSeq and is a predicted model, not a curated record. NCBI's taxonomy places the organism in Eukaryota, Metazoa, Chordata, Mammalia, Rodentia, Chinchillidae. Gene Ontology annotation, cellular component: membrane.
AUGAGGAAUCAUACCUCUGUGACUGAGUUCAUCUUCUUGGGAAUUUCUAAUACGGAAGGGCUGGAGAACGUGUUAUUUGUCUUGUUCCUGGCCUUCUACCUCUUCACCUUGCUGGGCAACCUGAUCAUCUUCCUUACCAUUCUGGCUUCCUCCAACCUCCACAACCCCAUGUAUUUCUUCUUGGGAAAUCUGUCAAUGUUUGACAUAUUUUUCCCAUCUGUGAUUUCCCCCAAAAUGAUGGUCUUCCUGGUGGGGCAAAGCCGCACCAUCUCUUACCAGGGCUGCGCCUCUCAGGUUUUCUUCUACCACACCCUUGGUGGCACCGAGUGUUUCCUCUACACUGUGAUGGCCUAUGACCGCUUUGUGGCCAUUUGCCAUCCUAUGCAAUACAUGAUCAUCAUGAACCACAGGGUUACCUUACUGUGGCCCCAACAAGGUGCACAAUUUUUUUGUGAUAUCCCAGUGGUGCUUCCUCUGGCUUGUGCAGACACCUCUCUAGCACAGAUGGUAAGUUUCACUAAUAUAGGUGUCAUUGCACUCAUGUGCUUUCUCCUUAUCCUUACUUCUUACACUCGUAUUGCUCUUUCCAUAUUGAAAAUCCAUUCCUCAGCAGGCAGGCGCAGAGCCUUCUCCACCUGCAGUGCCCACCUGACCUCUAUCCUCUUCUUCUAUGGGCCCGUGUUUCUUGUCUAUCUCCGUCCAGCUUCCAGCCCCUGGCUAGAUUCUGUUGUGCAGGUGCUAAACAGUAUUGUCACACCAUCCCUCAAUCCUCUGAUUUAUACCUUGAGAAACAAAGAUGUGAAAUUGGCCCUAAGGAAGAUGUUGGUUCAAAUCACCCACACUUCUGGGGCCUAG